CCGUCGUCUUCUUCCUCCUUUACUGAGUUAGAACUUGCCCAAUCUGUUCAGCUCAGACCUGCUGGCACACGUAUCCCAAAGAUCGUUCAUUUUGUGUACGGGCUGCGUGGACCUGACCCCACGCUCGACCUUAUCCACUAUCUCGCCAUCAAGUCUGCACACGACACUAUUAAGCCAGACAAAAUAUUCCUUCACUAUCACUACAGACCAAUUGGAGAAAACUUCGAGCGCGCCCUUCCACUCAUCACUUUGCACCAAAUUGAUCUGGUCACAAACGUGUUUGGACGCCCGGUAUCGCACUAUGCUCACCAAUCAGAUGUCGCCCGGCUUCAGAUAUUGGCUGAACACGGUGGCAUUUAUCUCGAUCUCGAUUUGAUAUCUCUUCAAUCUGUCGAUCACCUCUUGGAUCAUGAUUUUGUUAUGGGUCAAGAAGGCCAAGGUGGCUCAGUGGGACUUUGUAAUGCCAUGAUUAUGGCACGGCCAAACGCCCAUUUUCUGCAGCGUUGGUACGCUACAUAUUCGUCAUUUGAAGAAAAGGACUGGAACUUUCACUCGGUUGUCUUGCCUGGCAAACUCGCCCCGUACUUUAAAUCCGAAAUCACCGUUCUUGAUCACACAUCUUAUUUCUGGCCCUUGUGGGAUGGCCCUGGAUUGCGCACUCUUUAUCUCGAGAAAUCUUAUGAUUUCAGCCAAAAU
Molecule: messenger RNA, 696 nt
Organism: Phycomyces blakesleeanus NRRL 1555(-)
Lineage: Eukaryota; Fungi; Mucoromycota; Mucoromycetes; Mucorales; Phycomycetaceae
Product: glycosyltransferase family 32 protein
Exons: 2
Source: RefSeq, a predicted model, not a curated record